Messenger RNA from Acanthoscelides obtectus, 436 nucleotides. The record is from the annotation of a GenBank genome assembly. Lineage: Eukaryota; Metazoa; Arthropoda; Insecta; Coleoptera; Chrysomelidae.
AGUGCCUCUUUGAUAUUUACUUUAUUUUCGCUAUCGUCUCUAUCAUCUUCAUUCACUACAUUUCUAAAUUUUGUUGCAACAUCUUGGUAAUACGUUGCAUUUUCCCUUUCGUAAGUUAGCAUGAAAUUGCAUAUCAAUAAGGUCUUUCUGACUGGUUCAACUGAACGUCAAAUUUUAAUAUGUGAAAUGAAUCUUACGUCAAAACAUACAAAAGGAAUUAGUGGAUUUUGUUUCUCAGGUAUGUAGAGAGCUAUGAAGCUAAGUAACUCAUAUGAAGAAACUGGAUGUUCGCCAAAAGGUCCUGCGUUAGUUCAACAAUGAAUUGAUGAAAUGCUAGAGACUAAAUUGAGAUGCUAGGUGUGGAGGGCCUACAAGACCAUGUGCUAUGAUCUUCAACGUGGAAUACAGAAUUGAGAAGAAUGAUUGAGAAGUGUGG